AUGGUUAACAAUUUCAUUCGGUGCGCGAACAAGGCCGCUGAGAGCGCGUCUGCACGUCUCUGUGCGGACGCCGAAGCAGAAACAACAGCAACUGAUGUCUCAUCGGUUGCUGAAGCGACCCAGCCUGUGUCACUUGGUGAUGCAGGCGCUGGUCAUGAAGACACUCAUGUCUUCACAGAGUAUGAGCUCGGUGUCUCAUACUCUCCAGAUACAGAAGACGGUUCUGUGGCAAAGUCACUACUCAAAUUUUGUACGAGGAUCGGUGGCCACACCUUUAAAGCGCCGCUUACUGGUGGAAAAGGAGGCCAUGAGACUCGGCGAUCCAAUACGGAGGUGGAAGAUGAUCUUAACGGGAUCAGCGAACCGAUCCAACCGUCGUUCGACUAA
Peronospora matthiolae is the source of this 387-nucleotide messenger RNA. The record is from the annotation of a GenBank genome assembly. NCBI's taxonomy places the organism in Eukaryota, Oomycota, Peronosporomycetes, Peronosporales, Peronosporaceae.